Messenger RNA from Rubroshorea leprosula, 834 nucleotides. NCBI's taxonomy places the organism in Eukaryota, Viridiplantae, Streptophyta, Magnoliopsida, Malvales, Dipterocarpaceae. The record is from the annotation of a GenBank genome assembly.
CUGAUAUUUUCUCAGGUCUCCUCAUAGGCCUUCCAUGCUAUCAAUAUUACCAGAGGUACUAGAGAAACUAUCAAUAUUACCAAAGGUGCUAGAGAAAUUGUCACAAUUCCCACACCGAAGUAGUUGAAGCAAUGGAAGAGAAAAAUCUAGGAGAGUGGCUGAACCUAAGCCUUGGUGGGAAUUCGGUAUCAACAAAUGGACACUCUUCUGACUUGCAAUCAAGACCAGCGUCCACCAAAGUUUUCUCAUGUAACUUCUGCAUGAGAAAGUUUUACAGUUCCCAGGCACUAGGCGGCCACCAGAAUGCACAUAAGAGGGAGAGAGGUGCAGCCAGGACAUAUCAUCCCCACAGGAUGAUGUCAACUAUGGGUCUGCCUAUCAACACUAACAUGGUUCGAUCACUAGGUGUUCAAGCUCAUUCUCUGGUGCAAAAGACGCACAGAGAUGGAACUGCAACUGUAGCAAGAUUUAGUGAUGCUAACACAGGCUUUGGUAUGGCAUGGAUGCCUUUCACACUAGAGGAUGCAAUGGAUUCGAUGUGGCCGGGCAGCUUUCGCUUUGAUCCACAACAACCAGAAACAUCAUCUGAAUCAUCCAAGGUCGACUUAAAUCUUAGACUCUAGUUAGGCUAUUCUACCUCCCCAAGUAUGGCAGUCUCUUCUAGUUUCUUUUCUAUGGAAAGAGUCUAACUAUGAAUUAUGUAAACGAUUAACACUAUUAUUUUGCUGCUACAUCACAAAAUCUUAAAUACGGCUCGGUGAUCUGGAAGCCGGACAUCCUAUCUGUCUCAUUUGGAUAAUUUAUGGAAUAACUCAAUAACUCAGUCUCAUUUAA